GUUUUGGGACGGGUUUAAGCUGGAAGGGUCGUCAUUGGUUCGCCACUCCGGCUCGGCCUGAGCCCGCCCCCGCUCGGUUGCCGUGGUUGCAGGCCCGGCCCGCCCGCCAGCUCGCUGACAGCGCGACUCAGGGCGGAGGGAAGUAGGUCCGUUGGUCGGUUGGGAACGAGGCUCAGGCGGCCAGGCCCGCGCGGAGCCGUUGCCAUGGCAGCCGCCGCCGGGGACGCGGACGAUGAGCCGCGCUCGGGCCACUCGAGCUCGGAGGGCGAGUGCGCGGUGGCGCCGGAGCCGCUGACUGGCGCUGAGGGCCUCUUCUCCUUCGCCGACUUCGGGUCUGCGCUGGGCGGCGGCGCGGGCCUUUCGGGCCGGGCGUCCGGCGGGGCCCAGUCGCCGCUGCGCUACCUGCACGUCCUGUGGCAGCAGGAUGCGGAGCCGCGCGACGAGCUGCGCUGCAAGAUACCCGCCGGCCGGCUGAGGCGCGCCGCCAGGCCCCACCGGCGGCUCGGGCCCACGGGCAAGGAGGUGCACGCUCUGAAGAGACUGAGGGACUCGGCCAAUGCCAAUGAUGUGGAAACAGUGCAGCAGCUGCUGGAAGAUGGCGCGGAUCCCUGUGCAGCUGAUGACAAGGGCCGCACAGCUCUACAUUUUGCGUCCUGCAAUGGCAAUGACCAGAUUGUGCAGCUGCUCCUGGACCAUGGUGCUGAUCCUAACCAGCGAGAUGGGCUGGGGAACACGCCACUGCACCUGGCGGCCUGCACCAACCACGUUCCUGUCAUCACCACACUGCUACGAGGAGGGGCCCGUGUGGACGCCCUGGACCGAGCUGGUCGCACACCCCUGCACCUGGCCAAGUCAAAGCUGAACAUCCUGCAGGAGGGCCAUGCCCAGUGCCUGGAGGCUGUGCGUCUGGAGGUGAAGCAGAUCAUCCAUAUGCUGAGGGAGUAUCUGGAGCGCCUAGGGCAACAUGAGCAGCGAGAACGCCUGGACGACCUCUGCACCCGCCUGCAGAUGACCAGUACCAAAGAGCAGGUGGAUGAAGUGACUGACCUCCUGGCCAGCUUCACCUCCCUCAGUCUGCAGAUGCAGAGCAUGGAGAAGAGGUAGCAAGAGAGGCUCCCUGCCUUCCUGCCACUGCCCCACCCUGCCCCACUGCUGUCUCAAUACCAAGAAAAAGCCCAACAUCUGGGACUUGGAGCUGCACUUGUCUGGUGAGGACCUUGCCCUCACCUGCAGGAUGCUCUCUCUCCACGGCCUCAGAGCCACUCCCAGCCACAGUCUCCAGCAUCUCUGUGGACAGGGACCACAGCUCCCAGCUUCCUCCAGUUCCCGCAGCACCAGACCAGCCUCUGCAGCUGCACUUCAGCUCCGCAGACCUGCGCUAUCUCAGCAGUCCUCACUCGCCCCAUGGCCUUCAUGGCGCGCUCCAGGCCUCAGACCCUUCUCUGUGUUCCAUCCUGGCCACGGGCUUGUUGCAGUCAGCAGGUGUGGGCUUAGGCGGGCACCCUGCGGCCAGGGGGACUGCAUGGGGCCCUUAGUUGGUCCUGUGCCUCUCACCAGCACUUAAACACGUCACCAGACUUUCAAGGACAUACUGCAGUGAGUUUCUCUGGUUGGAAGGGGAGGGUUGGUGAGUCCGAGACCUUAAAAAUACACGGUUAAGAGGGACCCCAAAGCAAAAAAUUCCAACCCUUUUCCUCCCAGUCAUUGAAACACCAAACUAUUAUACUGGAGGGUGUAAUAGUUUUGCUGUCCAGUUGUGGUAGGCCAGUAGUGGCCCCCCAAGAUGCCCAUGUCCUAAUCCCAGGAACCUGUCAAAAUUACCUUGUGUGGCCAAAGGGGCUUUGCAGAUGUAAUGAAGUUAAGGAUCUUUGGCCGGGAAGAUUAUCCCAGCUUGUUCAGGAGGGCUUGAUGUCCUCACCCGGGUCCAUAUAAGAGCAGAGCAGCUGACGGGAGAGCGGGUGGGAGGUGUAGUGAUGGAGCAGGAAACCGGAGUUGAGGAGGGCAGCUCAAGCCACAGAGUCCACCUCAGAGCCAGGAAAUGCAUCCUCCCACAGAGCCCUGGAAGGCCCUGGCCCUGCUCCCACCUGGACUGCUCAGUGAGGCUAAUUUUAGAAUUCUGGCUGAUUUUAGAACUCUUAAGGGAAUAAAUUUGUAUUGUUUUAAGUCA
Pongo pygmaeus (Bornean orangutan) is the source of this 2167-nucleotide messenger RNA. It is a transcript of the gene ANKRD54, whose product is annotated as ankyrin repeat domain 54. Gene Ontology annotation, biological process: regulation of protein kinase activity; regulation of intracellular signal transduction. Lineage: Eukaryota; Metazoa; Chordata; Mammalia; Primates; Hominidae. The transcript has 8 exons. Gene Ontology annotation, molecular function: protein kinase regulator activity; protein binding. The record is from RefSeq and is a predicted model, not a curated record. Gene Ontology annotation, cellular component: nucleus; cytoplasm. The coding region runs from base 205 to 1104 and encodes 299 amino acids.